AAUUCUAUUUAGGCAACUUUUGAUCACUCAUUUUAUUGGACAUUAUAUUGAAUUUCAUUGGGUUAUAUUAUUUACUGUGAGACGACAAUUGAAUUCUUAUUUUUUGUGCAUGAUAUUUUUGCGUACGUGGAGAUUUUUAGAUUUUGGGCUCUUUUGACGGAACUAUUUUAUUGUCGGGGCGAUUUUGUGGGAGUGGUUUUGUCCUGGACCAGUCAAAAAAACAUAUUCCAUGUACAAGCACGACAAGAACGCCCUCAUCCUCUCGGUGGUCCACUGCAGAGACCUCCCGGCCAAGAACCCCAACCCAGGUUCUAGCGACCCCUACGUCAAGCUGCAGCUCCUCCCAGACAAGCAACACAAAGUCAAAACCCACGUCUUGAGAAAAACCCGCAAUCCCGUCUACGACGAAGACUUCACCUUCUACGGAAUCAACUUCAACCAGUUACCCAACAUCACCCUUCACUUCGUGGUGCUCAGUUUCGACCGCUACAGCCGCGACGACAUCAUCGGUGAAGUCUUCUGCGCCCUCAACUCCAUCGAUGUAACUCAGAUCGAGAACCAGCAGAUGGCUCUAUGCAGGGAGAUCCAGCGCAGGAGUCUUAACAUUCGUUCCCAAGGUCGCGGUGAACUCCUGGUGUCUUUGUGUUGGCAACCGGCGGCUAACAGACUCACGGUGGUGGUACUCAAGGCCCGAAACCUCCCCAAGAUGGACGUGACCGGGUUGGCGGAUCCCUACUUGAAAAUCUACCUUUUGUAUAACGGCCAGCGGAUCGCUAAGAAGAAGACCCACGUUAAAAAGCGGACACUGAGUCCAGUUUUUAACGAGAGCUUCGUGUUUGAUAUUCCCGCAGGAGGUGAAGGCCUUGAUAACGUCAGUUUGGAAUUUUUGCUCCUGGAUUGGGAUCGAGUGACCAAAAACGAGAUAUGUUUGUUGUGAUGUUUAGUGGGAUGGGGUCUAAUUGGUGGACCGGUAGGUGAUUGGGCCGCUCGAGAUGGGCGGCGCU
Messenger RNA from Zophobas morio, 1004 nucleotides. RefSeq names its product synaptotagmin-4-like. The transcript has 2 exons. The coding region runs from base 230 to 937 and encodes 235 amino acids. Lineage: Eukaryota; Metazoa; Arthropoda; Insecta; Coleoptera; Tenebrionidae. Gene Ontology annotation, molecular function: calcium ion binding; clathrin binding; SNARE binding. Gene Ontology annotation, biological process: vesicle fusion; regulation of dopamine secretion; cellular response to calcium ion. Gene Ontology annotation, cellular component: exocytic vesicle; plasma membrane; axon. The record is from RefSeq and is a predicted model, not a curated record.